GGAACCAAAAAAAAAAAAAAAAGACAGUAGAGAUAAUACACAGUCACAACUUUUUUGAGGGAAAAUGGCAGAGUCAAUAGGAGAAGGACGAGAGAUUUGCCAGCUGUCGAUCGCCAUGGCGAAAAGAAAAAGAAAUCAAUCAAGGGAGCCUAGUAAAGAGCGUAAAAAGUCAAGCAAGAAGUCCAAAAUUGAUCCAGCCGUUUCAGGCCCGUCUACGCAUCUACGAGAAAAGGAUUUCACAGGCGAUGACUCAGACAACAACGACGACUAUAUUGCCUUCAAUGUUUCCGACGACGACGAGAUUACAAAGAGCGAGCCCGAAUCGGUACAGGACAAGUCGUCUCGAAGAAACACCGACGAUGAAAGCAAAAAGACCAGCAAGAGGCGACCAGAUGAGACGUGGAAGCGCUACAUCGAUGAUGGACUAGAACGGCCGUGGGCCAAAGACUUUCGGUACCGAAAGGCAAGAAACAUAGGAGAGCGACUCAAUAUGGAAAUGACAGAUCUGGUGGAGUACUUAUCGCCCACUGAAGAAGAGCACACCAUGCGGCGGUUUGCAGUGCAUCGUAUACGACAGUGCGCACAAAUGGUGUACCCUUCUUGCACUAUUGAGGUGUUUGGCAGUUUCGAAACCAAAUUAUACCUUCCCACAAGUGACAUUGACCUUGUCCUGUUUUACGACGGGAAGGAUGCCAGAGAUACCACAAGAGUAUUGUCUCGAUUAGCGGAUGCGUUAAGGAAGCAAGGCAUCGCCUAUACCGUUCAAGUGAUUGCGAAAGCGAGGGUGCCUAUCAUUAAGUUUGAAGAAACAUUUACUGGAUACCAGAUCGACGUUAGUUUGAAUACCGCAAAUGGAGUUCACAGCGCCGAAGUCGUAAAGGAAAUGCUAGUGCAAGCGCCGGCGCUUGGACCGCUUACACUCAUUUUCAAACAUCUACUAGGAUUGCUGAAACUCAACGAGGUGUUCACCGGUGGUUUGGGCAGCUAUGCAGUUGUACUAAUGGUCAUGAGUUGUCUGCAGACGCACCCAAAGGUCGACAUGUCAGAUGCCAUGGAUAAUCUUGGAGUCAUCUUUGUGGAUCUUUUAGAGCUAUAUGGCCAGCACUUCAAUAUUUAUAAUGUUGGUAUAGAUGUAGCGAAGAAGGGAUUUUAUGAAAAGAUGGAAACAAGAAAUACAUUUGCUGUGCGAGACCCGACCGAUGCAAGUAAUGAUGUUUCACGUGGUUCGUUCAACUGCCAACAGAUUCGAAUUGCCUUGAAGGACGCUUUCAACACUUUGACGCGGGCUAUCACUUCUCUCAACCGACAAGUAUGGGAUUUCCAUAAAAAGGACGACGGCAUCUCGCUUUUAGGAUGCAUCAUCCAUGUUGACCGGCAGGCCAUCACGCACCGUAGCCAGGUCCUUGAUGCGUAUACCAGUCAGCAGUGGAAGGACAUGCCAGGAGCAGAGACAUUUGAUGCCAGUGAUAACGAAUCGUCCAUAUCGACCACCAAAGAGCAAGUGAUUGUUCAUAAGCAGCACGAUGUCUUUGACAAGAAGGGAAAGCGACGCAGCAAGAAGGAUAUUGUGUAUGUGUUGGAAGAUGAGGACCCGGAAUUCAAAGGGAAAGGCAACGCGUGGUCGUCUGAAGAGGAUGAUCAUGGCCUGAGUCUCCCGCAAUUAGCAUGAGCCUAUACACGUUUGUGGAUAAAGACACAAGGGAAAAAAAAACAAUCGUCAAGACUUUUUGGUUGAUAUGGAACGUCAUCGCCAAACCACAUUAUAUACAUAUAGAGCAGGGAGCUAGAUAACCCUUUUGUCAGAGACUGUAAUGAUACUUUGCGUUUUAUGUUGAUCAGCAUCGUAAUAGCAAAAAAA
Messenger RNA from Umbelopsis ramanniana AG, 1858 nucleotides. RefSeq lists its product as uncharacterized. The coding region runs from base 65 to 1669 and encodes 534 amino acids. Gene Ontology annotation, cellular component: TRAMP complex; nucleolus. The record is from RefSeq and is a predicted model, not a curated record. The transcript has 4 exons. Gene Ontology annotation, biological process: RNA 3'-end processing. Lineage: Eukaryota; Fungi; Mucoromycota; Umbelopsidomycetes; Umbelopsidales; Umbelopsidaceae. Gene Ontology annotation, molecular function: mRNA binding; poly(A) RNA polymerase activity.